Carcharodon carcharias (great white shark) is the source of this 2114-nucleotide messenger RNA. RefSeq names its product makorin, ring finger protein, 4 (gene mkrn4). The record is from RefSeq and is a predicted model, not a curated record. Gene Ontology annotation, molecular function: ubiquitin protein ligase activity; metal ion binding. Lineage: Eukaryota; Metazoa; Chordata; Chondrichthyes; Lamniformes; Lamnidae. The transcript has 8 exons. Bases 99 to 1475 code for a protein of 458 amino acids. Gene Ontology annotation, biological process: protein polyubiquitination.
CCGGCGAAGCCGAGCGGCCGGGGCCCACCGGUCUGGAAAUAAAGGGGCAGAGCGAGAGGUCCGUGGUUGUCAGGGUAAAGAAGUGGGGGGUGGGUCAGAUGGCGGAAGCAUGGUCAGGAAGUGUUCCGCGUCGGAAGCGUAUCCUGUGCAGGAACUUCGUCUGUGGAGUUUGCAAAUGGGGACAUAGCUGCUAUUACUCACAUGAUCUUUCUAUGCUGAAGUCGUCCCAGAUCUGUAAACACUAUUUAAAUGGAUUUUGCUUCUAUGGAAAUCGAUGCAGAUAUCAACAUAUCCGACCCACUGCAGGAUGGUUAUCUGAAAGUAGACGUGGUUCUGAACCUGCUGUUCAGCUGAAGGCUGGCGAAUCGCCCCAGGGUUACUAUAGUGUGAAGUCUAGUGAUCCUACUGGAAGAAACUGCGCUCAAAACAGAUGUAGCUCUGCUCCUGCUAUUCAUCAAGGCCCAGGAAAAUUUGUCCAGCAUUCCCAUGCUGCAGAAUGUACUGCCCACUCAACUACUGAAAAGGGUGCUUCAGGUCGGCGUGGUUCUGAACCUGCUGUCUCAAGCUUCACUUGCUUGGGUAGGAACACACGGUAUUUUGGCAUGCAGCUGGAGGAAGAUGUGGAAGAGGAUAAGGAGAAUGAAAUGCCUCAAAGCACAGACAGAUGGACCCUUCCUGCAGAGUUUAAAUCUCAACCAUUUCAAGAGCAUGAUUGUGCAUCAACAUCUCACACAGCAGGUCCUUUCCAUUGUAUGCCCAGUUGUGACAACAGCAUACCUCAAACUGAGAAGCCAAAGAAUCGAUCUUCAACUCCAUCUGUUACACAGGGUAAGUUGACGAAAGACCCAGCCUUUGAAAUGAGUAAAGAUAUAACUUGUGGAAUUUGCAUGGAGAAAGUCUAUGAAAAAACACCAGCUAGAGAUCGUUGCUUUGCAAUUCUCCCUGACUGCAACCAUGCUUUCUGUGUGACCUGUAUCAAGAAGUGGCGAGACAGCAAGGGGUUUACCAAUAAUGUAAUAAAGGCAUGUCCUGAAUGUAGAGUUGUGGCCAGUUACUUCAUACCAUACAAGUACUGGGUAGUUGAUGAACAGAAACAGAAGCUUAUUGAAAAAUUCAAAGCUGAAAAGAGAAAAAUACACUGCAAGUUCUUCCUACGAAGUAACGGCAGAUGUCCUUUUAAAUCUGAAUGCAUUUACUUACAUGAGUUUCCAGAGGGAUAUCGACCCACCCAGCGUCGACAAAGGAGGCAAAGAGAUAGUUCUCCGUUGGGAACUAUGUGGGAAGAUGAUUGCGAUGAUGAUGACUAUGACCGUGCCCUUCACCUUGUUGGUAUUCUUUCCCUCGAUGAUACCUUUUUAGAGAAUUUGGUGCAUUUUCAGUUUGAACUUUUUGAUUCCGAUCUGUCUGAUUUUAAUCAGGAUGAUGAUUCUGAUGAUUAUGAUUCUGAUGAUUUAGAUGGCUUUGUGCCAUUUUAGCCUUCUGUAUGAAGUAGUGUUCCUGCAUACAGCAGGUGGAAUAUUGAUGGCAAUUGCUUAUCCUAUAUUUUGGCAGUGUUGUUGCAGGUAGCAGGCUGAACCAUACAGGUUGGGUAUUUGCACACUGAUCUAUAAUGCAUGUGAAGUUGAUUUUUUUUCUUGCACUAGUUGUACUUUGACAGUUUAGUGAAGCUACUUUUUGCUAAAUCCUAUAGUUGCAGCUACUCAAGAAUUCAAACUUUUUAGGUUAGAAAUAUAAAGUAAGUGAUAUGAAAUGCAUUUAAAUGAUUUGAACAAUUCACUGAUUUUUUUGAUAGUGGACUUCAGGGAUUAACCUUGGGAAUUGGCUAUUUUACCAAACCUUGUAGACUUUUGACUGCAGGUAAUCUGACUAUGUACUGAAAUGUUGACUUAAUAAACCAAGUAUAGAGAAGUGGAAUAAUGUAUAUUUAGUAGAACUGGAAUGUUUUUCUCCUUCCUUUCAUCCACUAAUGACAGCAAAUGUAUAUUUAACACGGGGAUCGAUGGCAGUUUGACAUUUUGUAAGCAAUAACAGCUUGCUGAUCAAGUUAAUCAGUGGGAAUGUUUUUUUUUAAAUGUUUGUGCUAACAAUGUUCAAAUAAAAACUUUUUGUAAAUA